This is a messenger RNA of Chelmon rostratus (copperband butterflyfish), 2886 nucleotides long. RefSeq names its product RAB41, member RAS oncogene family (gene rab41). Gene Ontology annotation, molecular function: GTPase activity; GTP binding. The record is from RefSeq and is a predicted model, not a curated record. The transcript has 5 exons. NCBI's taxonomy places the organism in Eukaryota, Metazoa, Chordata, Actinopteri, Chaetodontiformes, Chaetodontidae. The coding region runs from base 190 to 939 and encodes 249 amino acids.
UCAUGGCCUUGCCUCACCUCCUUGUCCUUCGCUUAGUAUGUUGAAGGCCAAAAAGAACCUUUACUAGCCUGGCAAACCCCACUGGACAGUAUGAUGAGGGUAUAUUCCAGACUGCAUCAGCUGUAGUGAUACUAAAACACUUCUCAGGGGGUGUUCACGGGGGUCUGUGCUUUCUAAGUGCUGUUACAUAUGCGGCUGAUGGAAGGAAUAAACGGAAAAUGUCUUAAGAUGUCACCUUGUGGGCAGAGAUCCUCUAACAGCCGAAAUAAUGAUUCAGCAGGGCCUCCUUCUCAUGUCUUAUUUGCACGCUGGUCAUCUCCGACCCUGCUGCAUUUGAAUGAUUCUCCCCAUUCCUCCAUAAAAAGGCCAUUUUCAUCUCUGCUUCUUGGCUUGCAGUUCCUUCAUGUCUGUCCUAUCCUCCACUUUCUUGAUCUGCCUUCCCCCUCUUUAUCUCCACCUCCUUCCCCUUUUCUCCCCCCCCGCUCCAAUCCUCAGGUCCGGCUCCAGCUUUGGGACACUGCCGGACAGGAGCGUUUUCGUAGCCUAAUUCCCAGCUACAUCCGUGACUCUACCAUUGCCGUGGUUGUUUAUGACAUCACCAAUCUUAAUUCAUUCCAGCAAACCUCAAAGUGGAUUGAUGAUGUUAGAACAGAGAGAGGAAGUGAUGUGAUUAUCAUGCUUGUUGGGAACAAAACAGACCUGGCGGAUAAAAGGCAAGUUUCUGUUGAGGCGGCAGAGAGGAAAGCUCGUGAGCUCAAUGUGAUGUACAUAGAGACCAGCGCCAAGGCUGGCUAUAACGUCAAACAGCUGUUCCGUCGAGUUGCUGCUGCAUUGCCUGGGAUGGACAGCACACCAGAGAAAAGCAAAGAGGACAUGAUCGACAUCAAACUGGAGAAACAGCCAGAGAUGACUGUCACCGAGAGCAGCUGCUCAUGCUAGUACACCUCACCCUCACCCAGCCUGUCUCCUCCCCACCAACAGCUUGUCUCUCAGUGGCCACCUCUCCACCCUUGGCACACUGCCAUCGGGAUGGAGGACCUGUCUAUUUUUCUUUUUUCUUUUCUUCUUUUGUUUUUCCCGUCUCAACUCAGUGACUUUUCAGAGUAACCGUGUGGAUGUGCAUUACUGUAUUGAAACAGAUUAUCUGGAAAAAAAAUGGUUAAAAAGUAAACAUUUAAAACAAGGAAUAAGUUAAAUGAUAUGUUCAGAUUUUCAUCCAGUUGCAUGGCAUUAUAUAGGAUUGCAGACUGACAUAGCUAACCGCUCAUGAGUUCUUGCACAGUUCGGAAUCUUAGUGCUGUUACUCUUGUCAUUGUUGUAAAGUAAAACUGCUUGAGAUUAUUUAAAUGACUCUGCAAGGUUGACUUCUCGGCCCAAUGUAUUUUACUUUUUCUAUUUUGAAGGGAGAGUUUGCCUGAAACUCUUCUGUCUCUCAGAUUGCUGAUUAUUUCUUGACUUUGUCUUAUUUUGAGGAAGUGGAGACAGGAACUUACCAGUGAAUUUACACCAUUGUUAACCCUCACAUGACCACACCAGGCUCAAAUGGACCCUUUUCAUUGAAGAGGCUCGGUGGUCCGCUCAUUAGGUAUUGUUAAGACCUAACACAUCUGUAGGCUUAAACUGGCAAAUCCAACAGUGUGUUAGUAGACCAAAUGUUCUCAAUUCGAGACCUUAUUUAAAACAGUGCUGUAAAAGGGAUGUGUAACCAAGUAAUGAGGAAAUAAAUACCUUCUUUUUCAAAGCGAUGCCAUCCCAAGUUCAUUAGAAUGGCUACUAACCCGAAGCUAUGUCUGCAUUAAAACUUAAGCAACUAUCUUUCCAGUGUUGUUGAAUUAGCUGCACGUAUACUAACACGUCUGAGGAGAAAUUUUCAGUCAUUAGCCCCUAAUGUAGGAAACCGAGAAAAAGCCAGUGUUUAGUUUUUCCACGCUGAUGGAAAGUUGCCACUUCGGUCGCUAUGACGUACCCACCAUCUCAUUGAUAACUUGUGUUGAUUACACUAUUGCAACAACAUGCAGCAUGCUCACCAUGCAGGAUUUAUAUGGAUAAGAACACAGAUGCCUUGCUUGUUUGUUCACCAACGUUGUGCACUGAAUCAAGCCACAAUAUUGUAAAAUAUAAAAGAAGCCUGCUGACUGGUUCAUGGCUUCACUAGUUGUUUUGUAGAGCUGGUAGGUAAGAGUUUGUCCUCAGAUACAGCUGACGCUUACUAACAACCCUUGCUGUAAAAAGUGCAGUAUCUUUUGCUGUAUUGCCAUUGCCUGUGUAGGACUGUUGGUUUUAUGUGUUUUAUUUAUUUUGUAACUUGGACAUACAGAUAACAUUGUAUGCUUGACCAAAAGUACAGAUGCUGACACGCAUGUUGAAAGUUUAUUUUAUUUAUUGUUUGCGUGUCUGCUGGGACUCCACCUAAAGGCAACAUUUAGGCCCCAGUCAAGUUUUUUUUGUUUCUUUUUUCAUAUCACACAGCUAGAAGUGACUUUUUGCAUUGUGUGUACUCUGUAACUUGGUUUACAUGUCUCCAGACACACACACACACACACACACAGUGUAACACAAACCAACUAACUAGCCAUAGCACAACAAAAGACACUGGUCGUUUGCUGUAGCUUGUUUUGAAAUGUCAGCGUUUUAAAAUGGAUUUCAAAAGUUAAGUAUUUACUUACAUCAAACAACCAUUUUAACAUGAGCAGCUCUUCUAUUACUUGUCACUGACUAAAUACUCAGCUUUGUGCUAUUCUGAAUUGUGUCUGUCCAUUUGAAAUAUGCUGUCUACUCGUGUUUAGCAACGUUUGUGUGAAUAAUGUACUAUUGCUAUCUGAUGUAUAAAAAGGAGAGUUAAUGAAACACAAGUGUAGGCCUAUCACAUGGAAUAAAAUAAAGAUA